AUGGAUAUUCUUUGCGAAGAAAACACUUCUUUGAGCUCAACUAUGAACUCCUUAAUGCAAUUAAAUGAUGACACAAGGCUCUACAACAACAACUUUAACUCCGGAGACACUAACACUUCGGAUGCAUUCAACUGGACAGUGGACUCGGAAAAUCGAACCAACCUUUCCUGUGAAGGCUGUCUCUCCCCACCGUGCCUCUCCUCACUUCAUCUCCAGGAAAAAAACUGGUCUGCUUUGUUGACGGCUGUAGUGAUUAUUCUAACCAUUGCUGGAAACAUACUCGUCAUCAUGGCAGUGUCCCUAGAGAAAAAGCUGCAGAACGCCACCAACUAUUUCCUGAUGUCACUUGCCAUAGCUGAUAUGCUGCUGGGUUUCCUUGUCAUGCCUGUGUCCAUGUUAAACAUCCUAUACGGUUACCAGUGGCCUCUGCCUAGCAAGCUCUGCGCCAUCUGGAUUUACCUGGAUGUGCUCUUCUCCACGGCCUCCAUCAUGCAUCUGUGCGCCAUCUCGCUGGACCGCUACGUCGCCAUCCAGAACCCCAUCCAUCACAGCCGCUUCAACUCCAGAACUAAGGCAUUUCUGAAAAUAAUUGCUGUUUGGACCAUAUCAGUAGGUAUAUCCAUGCCAAUACCAGUCUUUGGGCUACAGGAUGAUUCCAAGGUCUUCAAAAAAGGGAGCUGCUUACUUGCUGAUGAAAACUUUGUCUUGAUCGGCUCUUUCGUGUCAUUUUUCAUUCCCUUAACCAUCAUGGUGAUCACCUACUUUCUAACUAUCAAGUCACUCCAGAAAGAAGCUACUUUGUGUGUGAAUGAUCUCAGCACUCGGGCCAAAUUAGCUUCUUUCAGCUUCCUCCCUCAGAGUUCCCUGUCUUCAGAAAAGCUCUUCCAGCGGUCGAUCCACAGGGAGCCUGGGUCCUAUGGCAGGAGGACUAUGCAGUCCAUCAGCAAUGAGCAAAAAGCUUGCAAGGUGCUGGGCAUCGUCUUCUUUCUGUUUGUGGUGAUGUGGUGUCCCUUCUUCAUCACGAACAUCAUGGACGUCAUCUGCAAAGAAUCCUGCAAUGAGGAUGUCAUCGGAGUCCUGCUCAAUGUGUUUGUUUGGAUCGGUUACCUCUCCUCAGCAGUCAACCCGCUAGUGUACACACUGUUCAAUAAGACCUAUAGGUCGGCCUUUUCGCGGUAUAUACACUGUCAGUACAAGGAAAACAAAAAACCAUUGCAAUUAAUUUUAGUGAACACUAUACCAACCUUGGCCUACAAGUCUAGUCAACUCCAAAUGGGACAAAAAAAAAACUCAAAGAAAGAUGCCAAGAUGACAGAUAAUGACUGCACUAUGGUUGCUCUAGGAAAACAACAUUCAGCAGAUGCUCCUACAGACAGUAUCAACACAGUGAAUGAAAAGGUUAGCUGUGUGUGA
This is a messenger RNA of Diceros bicornis minor, 1413 nucleotides long. It is a transcript of the gene HTR2A, whose product is annotated as 5-hydroxytryptamine receptor 2A. Gene Ontology annotation, molecular function: G protein-coupled serotonin receptor activity; neurotransmitter receptor activity. Gene Ontology annotation, biological process: chemical synaptic transmission; G protein-coupled receptor signaling pathway, coupled to cyclic nucleotide second messenger. Gene Ontology annotation, cellular component: plasma membrane; dendrite. Bases 1 to 1413 code for a protein of 470 amino acids. The record is from RefSeq and is a predicted model, not a curated record. The transcript is spliced from 3 exons. NCBI's taxonomy places the organism in Eukaryota, Metazoa, Chordata, Mammalia, Perissodactyla, Rhinocerotidae.